Molecule: messenger RNA, 573 nt
Organism: Chrysemys picta bellii (western painted turtle)
Lineage: Eukaryota; Metazoa; Chordata; Testudines; Emydidae
Source: RefSeq, a predicted model, not a curated record
CCCCCGUGGCCUGGGGUUGGAUUGGAACCAGCGCCCCCUAAAGGGGAAAGGUCCCAGUUCCUUGUAACUCCCUCUAGGGGGGCUUCCCUUCCAGCUGCUGCGAUGCUGGGACUCUUCCCCUGCCUGCUCCUCCUCUCCCUGCCGGGCUCCAGCUCUGGCUCCGAUGACGACGGCACCGUGGUGCUCACCACCAGCGGCCCCAUCCGGGGCAAGCGCCUUCCGGCCGGCUCCAGCACAGUGACGGCCUUCCUGGGCAUCCCCUAUGCCGAGCCCCCCGUGGGGGCCUUGCGCUUCCAGAAACCGCUUCCCCACCAGCCCUGGAGCCACGUCCUGGAGACCACCAGCUUUGGCAACGCCUGCCACCAGCCGCUGCUUACUGGUUACCCUGAUGCCUAUAUGUGGACACCCAAAAUGCCGCAGUCCGAGGACUGCCUCUUCCUCAACGUCUGGGUGCCCCAUCCCCGGCCCCCCGCGCCGGCCCCCGUCCUCGUCUGGAUCCACGGCGGGGGGUUCUUCGUAGGUGCAGCCUCCUUGGAGCUCCAAGAUGGGCGCUUCUUAGCCGCCACCGAGAAU